CAAUGUUGAGGUGUUUAUAUAACUCUUUAAGAGCAACUUUGCUAAUUAGACACAUAAACGUGAAAUGGAGUUUGGAAUUUUUUUGUGGUGGCUAAUGUUGGCGGCCUUGUUUCAAUUAUCUUCUAUUCAUGGUUGUUUGAGGGAGGAGAGAGAAGCUCUCUUGCGAUUCAAAGCUUCCAUGAACUCCUCAUAUGAUAUCUUCACAUCUUGGAACUCAUCUCAGGAAGGGAGAAAUUGUUGCAAUUGGGAAAGAGUUGUGUGUGACAACACUACAGGGCAUGUAAUCAAGCUUCAUCUUGAUGGUGUAUUCCCUAGUGAAAAUUCAUAUCUGAAUGCCUCUCUAUUUAUUCCCUUUCAAGAGCUUAAGUACCUGAAUUUGAGUUCCAAUGAAAUAUCUAGAUGGGCUCCAAAUGAAGGUUUUGAAAGAUUAUCUAGAUUGAGGAAGCUAGAGGUGCUUGACUUCAGUUGGAAUUACAUCAAUGAAAGCUUCCUGUCAUCCUUUGGUCAGAUCUUAUCGCUCAAGAAACUAUAUUUGAGAUACAACUUAGAUCCACCAAUCAAUAUCCCAAUCUCAGAGUUUGGAAGGCUUAAGAACCUACAGGAGUUGUAUUUGGAUAAUACCUACAUUGACAAAAGCUUCCUCGGUAAAGUUGGAGUUAUGACUUCCCUUAAUGUAUUGACAAUGCGAAACUGUGAACUCAAUGGAAGUUUGCCCAUCAUUCAAGGCUUGUGUGAGCUCAUGAAUCUACGAGAAUUAGAUCUCAGCCAUAACAAUUUUGAAGGGAUAUUGCCUUCAUGUUUGGCAAACAUGACAAAACUUCGAAUAUUUGAUAUCUCUUCAAAUCGCUUUAAUGGAAGCAUUGAUCUCUCCCCUCUACCUAGUUUGAAGUCACUUGAGUACCUUGGUUUAUCACAUAACUACUUCAACCCAAUCACAUUCUCCUCAUUUUUUAAUCUCUCAAAGCUUGAGGUCAUAUUUAGUGCUGGCAACAACCUGGUUGAUGAAACUCUAUCUCAAAGAUGGAUUCCAAGCUUCCAAUUAAAGGCUCUCAGUUGUUCAAGCUGCUUUUCUACCAAGUCUAGUAGAAUAAUUACUAGAUUCCUUCAUUACCAGUUUGACUUGCAACUACUACUUCUCCCUCACAACACUUUGGAAGGACAGUUCCCCACAUGGUUGCUAGAAAACAAUACAAGGUUGGCAAUUCUUAAUUUGGGAAAUAACUCAUUAACAGGAACUUUGCAGCUCCCCAAUCAUUAUAUUCCCAACCUUUUGGUUUUAGAUAUUUCAUUCAAUAAUAUACAAGGUCCAAUUCCAACUACUUUUGGUUUAGUUUUUCCAAAUCUGGAGCUUUUAAAUAUUUCUAAAAAUGACUUUGAAGGUGUUAUUCCUUUUUCUUUUGGUAAUUUGGCCUCCUUAAGAUAUUUAGACAUGUCAAGCAAUAAUUUUUCUGGAACAAUUCCAGAGAAUUUGACAAUGGGUUGCUCCUCCUUAGAGUACCUUAGAUUGUCCAAAAAUCAUUUGAGUGGCCAAUUAUUUCCUGCAAAUUCAAAUCUAACAACCCUAGAAUCUUUGUAUUUGGACAACAACCACUUUUCAGGAGAGAUCUCACAUAGCAUAUCUAAUCUAACAAACUUGGAAGUAAUUGAUUUCAGUAAUAACAGUUUGUUAGGAAUGCUUCCAAUAUGGAUGGGGAACAUGACGUCAUUGAGAGAUAUUGCUAUCGCAAAAAACCAGCUUGAAGGUCCCAUUCCAAUUGAGUUAUGUAACUUGAGAUCCCUUUCAUUUUUUGACCUGUCCCAUAACAAUUUGUUUGGCUCUAUACCCUCUUGCUCCAACUGGUCCGAGAUCAUACAUGUUCAUUUGAAUAAAAAUAGGCUAUCCGGUCCCAUUACCAGUGCAUUCAAGGGUUGCUCUACUUUAGUCACUCUAAAUCUUAGAGAUAACUACCUUACUGGCAAUAUUCCAAAUUGGAUCGGCAACCUUUCAAGUUUGAGCAUUCUUCUCUUGAAAGCAAAUUAUUUACAGGGAAAAAUUCCAUUUCAAAUAUGUCUUUUAGAAAACCUAAGUUUGUUGGAUCUUUCCAAAAAUAGUUUUUCUGGUCAAAUACCUCAUUGCUUGAGUAACAUUACAUUUGAGCCAACCUACACAAAAUCUAAAAUAUUAGAACUUGGCGUUAACUCUUCCAUUAGUUUCAACAUGUCAUCAUUCUUGCAAUCUGCAAUGAUAAUGAACAAAGACAACAUGUAUGUUUUCGAUGAUCCAUAUUAUAUGUUACCAACCGUGGAAGUACUACAAGAAGUGGAGUUCUCAACAAAAAAUAGAAUUUUCUCCUACAAAGGUGACAUUCUCGACUACAUGUCUGGGAUUGAUCUCUCAUGCAACAAAUUAGAAGGAGGAAUUCCACCUGAGCUUGGAGACUUGAGUAACAUCCAUGCAUUGAACCUGUCAUUCAACAAUCUAACCGGAUCAAUCCCCACCUCAUUCUCGAAACUUAAUCAAAUUGAGAGUUUGGAUCUAUCCAAUAAUAACUUGGAUGGUAUUAUUCCCCCACAAUUAAUAGAGUUGAACUAUUUGGCCGUCUUCGAUGUGGCACACAAUAACUUUUGGGGGACAACACCAGAAAGAAAAGCUCAGUUUGGUACCUUCGAUGAAAGCAGUUACGAGGGAAAUCCUCUCCUGUGUGGACCACCACUGCAUAAGGCUUGCACUAAAAUUCAACCAUCAUCUAACAUUCCAACUGAUGACAAGGGAGAUGAAGCUUGUGGUUUUAUGGACUUGGAACUUUUCUACAUUAGCUUUGCAGUGUCUUACAUGACAGUGUUGUUGGGAAUUGUUGUUAUUCUCUAUAUAAAUCCACACUGGCGACGGGCGUGGUUUAACUUUGUUAAAUUGUGAAUCUCCACUUGCUACUAUUUUGUUGUAAUCAACACUCGGAAGCUAUCUAGCUUUAGAAUUGUCUAGCUUUGUGUUUUGAUGUUUGCAUUUUUGUAUGUCAUCUGUCUUUCCUUUCUUCAAUUUCAAGCUUUUAGUUUAAGUAACAUAUAUGAGACUUGAAAGUUUGCUUUAGCAUUGUAACUUUAGUAGUCAAUUAGUGACCAAUUAGGCAAGAUGCUUGAAUGAUAGAUAUUCCUUUUCGAGUCAA
Messenger RNA from Carya illinoinensis, 3143 nucleotides. RefSeq names its product receptor-like protein 15. Lineage: Eukaryota; Viridiplantae; Streptophyta; Magnoliopsida; Fagales; Juglandaceae. The transcript has 4 exons. Gene Ontology annotation, molecular function: protein binding. The record is from RefSeq and is a predicted model, not a curated record. The coding region runs from base 65 to 2896 and encodes 943 amino acids.